UUCCUUCUCCUUUCAAGACGUGCAUGCAGAGUGCAAGAUGAAGGUUGAGUUUGCUCCACUCUCCGUGCCACUACAGAGAAGGCUUCAGACAGCGUCGGUGGUUCAAUGGGUCUUUAGCUUCCUAUGUCUAGCACAGUGCUGCACAGCUGUCUUCAUCGCCCUCUUCUUCACCCGUUUUUGGCUGGUCAGUGCCCUCUACGCUGCAUGGUGGUUCAUAGACAGGGAAAAGCCCAGCAAGGGUGGAAGGCGAAUCCAUGCCAUCCGGAACAGUGUCAUCUGGAGGUACAUGAGGGACUAUUUCCCCAUCACGCUGGUGAAGACGGCAGAGCUGGACCCUAGGGAGAACUAUCUGAUGGGAUUUCAUCCCCACGGGGUUCUGGCAGCAGGAGCUUUUCUCAAUUUCUGCACAGAAGCAUCAGGCUUUUCCACGAUUUUCCCAGGUAUCACCCCACACCUGAUGAUGCUCUCCCUCUGGUUUCGCAUCCCCUUCUUCAGGGACUACCUGAUGAGUGGAGGGCUUGUCUCCUCCGACAAGCAGAGCGCAUCCUAUGUGCUGCGGAAGCCAGAGGGUGGGAACAUGCUGGCCAUCAUCGUUGGUGGGGCACAGGAGGCACUGGAUGCCCGGCCAGGAUCCUGCACCUUGCUCCUGAAGAAUAGGAAAGGAUUUGUCCGCCUUGCUAUCCAGCAUGGCACCCCGCUGGUCCCCAUCUUUUCCUUUGGGGAGAACGACCUCUUUGAGCAGGUGAGAAACCCCAAGGGCUCGUGGCUGAGGCAGAUCCAGCACCGGCUCCAACAGAUCAUGGGCAUCUCCCUUCCCCUCUUUCAUGCGCGAGGCAUCUUCCAGUACAGUUUUGGGCUGAUACCCUAUCGGAGGCCCAUCUACACUGUGGUUGGGAAGCCAAUUCCAGUGCAGAGGAAGCACAGACCCUCUGAAGAAGAGGUCGAUCAAGUUCAUCAGAAAUACCUAAAUGAAUUGAGCAAGCUUUUUGAGGAACACAAGGCUAAAUAUAACAUCCCAGAAGAUAGACACCUGGAAUUCAUAUAGAGUUCCUCAAGCAAGGUGAAACGAUGGAGAUCAUGCUUCAAGUUUUUCCCUGUCUCUGGAACUGUUUCACAACCUCACCUUAUUUACGGUCUGCGUAUGGUCCAUACAGUGUAAGGAGAAGGACUUGAUUUUCCCAGCAUUUGCAUGGGAUUUGGGACAGAGCUUUCAUUUUUAGUAGCUGUAGGACACAUAAAAGAUAAAAAGAAAAAGAUAAAGAAAAAGAUAAAGAAAAAGAUAAAGAAAAAGAUAAAGAAAAAAAUAAAUCCCACCUGUGGUCAGCACUGUUGAAACUCCCCAGCAGAAAACUCACACUUCCAGUCUGGCUUGGAGGCCAGUUUUUUUGAGAUUUCCAGGCAGAGAUGAAUAACUGAAAGUUUCCUUUGCUUUAUUUUCAUUUAGUAACGGAUGAUGAACCAUAAAUUCUACUGAAUAUAUAAAUUUUUUUAAAUAGGAUUUCUCUAGGUAAACAAAAGAUCAUUGAUUGCUUGGUGAUCUUCUUGUCUUUAGUUGCUCUAGGUUCUUUUCUUGCCUUCUGAAACCCACUUUGUCAGAAAGCUGAAUAUUUCCAGAAAGAUGCCAGGCAGCCUCAGCAGCCACAUGUCGCCUCAUCUCCCGGGGCAAAAGAGACAAAACCUUUCUAAAGAGCAAAGGCUCAUCCAGAGGGUUCUGGGAGUUCUGCUUGUAAUUUUAUUAGUUUAACCCCAGACACCGCUGCAUGGGAAUGCCUUGAACCAGCCACCAGCAAGAUGGAAGAAUGGAGAAGUGAUUUGUGACAGGAAAUACAAAGCUCAUAAAGCCAUGUUUGGCAGGUGAUCAAGGCUUUAAAUAGCUACUUCUUGAUAUCCAGAACUUUAUUAAACUCUGCACUUAAUGAGAUUUCACAACGUGGAAGUUUUAGGUGGCAGGAGGCCAUCUGCUUAGAUCAGCUCUACAUCACCCCUACAGAACCCUCAUACCAUCACCUUUUCUCUCUCCCUUCAUUUCUCUUUCUCUUCCCUACAUCCCAUUCCCCAUCUGCAAGGAGCCACCGAAAACCCUGCAGAGAUGUGUACUUCAUUAUGCCUGGGAUUUUUUUUACUAUAGCUGCAAGAUUUACACUUCACAAGGAAAACACACAGAACUGUUUCUAAACUGACAAUAUCAUCACUGUGUUUUGUUUUCUUUCCACUAUUCUCCUGCCCUGAUCAAAUUACUCCACCAAAUUCUUAACCUGAAUGACCCACUGCAAAUCCCUCCUAUUCCCAGAAAACAAGAAACAACAGGGAAGAAUUUGAUGGAGCCCUUAUCGACAUCUCUAAACACUCCUGUAAUCCAACACUUAAUCUAGUCAAAUAAAGCAGGUCAACUGCUAUGAUUUCUUGCUUGCUUUCUAUUAAUAGACUUUUUCUUCUGCCCUUAAUUAAAGACAGAGGUGCUAAAGCAGGAGGAAGAUUUAUGCACCAGGAACAUAAAAAUAAUUCUGUUCCACCUUUUUCUUUUGAUGUUCAUCACCAUCCAAGCUUUACUCUAACCCAGAGUUGCAUUAGAAGGUGAGCUUCCCAAACGUCCACAGAGGCCUCAGUCCUCCCUGCUGGGGACCUGGUAUGAUGAUGUCUCCAUUUCUAGAGGUAUACCUACUUGGGAAGUGGGAUGGUCCAACACCUUCCUGACUGGUGAUGCCAUCCUGGAAGAAAGGAAAGACAGAAAAUGGGUGCUUAGGAAAAACAUCCCAAGGAGAAAUGGGGAUCUGAAGCUGUUUGAGGGCUGAUGGGACAUUUAGGGGCAUGCAAGAUCCAAAGGCAAAGGAAUACUAUAGCGCCGGAGAAGAUGGGUCAAAAGAGGGCAUUGGUUAUAUAUAAUUGGCAUCCCUCAAGGUCAGUUUUAUCUUACAGGCUGGAACAUGUCCUUGAUCCCUCAGGGACCUAUAUAACUCUGGAGAGGUCAGUGCCUGCGCUUGUGUCAAAUAUAACAUUAAAAAUUAUAAUUCAUAGGCACCCUUGCAGCCGGGAGCUAUUCAGGGAGGUCAGCGCAAUGAGAGGUCUCAUCUUCUCAAGAGGCCAGAGCCAAAUGCUGUAAGACGAGAAGCUUUUGUACUAUUUUGGCCUCAUGCAGAGCUAUCUGGAGGAUUAAAACUUCUUUGAUGCAACACAAGGCAGGAGAAACCUUAGGAAAACAGGAGUAGCCAGA
Molecule: messenger RNA, 3211 nt
Organism: Cuculus canorus (common cuckoo)
Lineage: Eukaryota; Metazoa; Chordata; Aves; Cuculiformes; Cuculidae
Gene: MOGAT2
Product: monoacylglycerol O-acyltransferase 2
Exons: 6
Coding region: 38-1045 (335 amino acids)
Biological process (GO): diacylglycerol biosynthetic process; triglyceride biosynthetic process
Cellular component (GO): endoplasmic reticulum membrane
Molecular function (GO): 2-acylglycerol O-acyltransferase activity; diacylglycerol O-acyltransferase activity
Source: RefSeq, a predicted model, not a curated record